AUGGACUCAUUCUCUGCAGGGCCUAUAGUGUACUCAACAUUGGAAGCUGACGAGCUGUAUGAGAGCGCCGACGAUAGCGAAGGCGAAGGACCAGGUGAGGGAACCGCCCGAGAGGCAGAAGAGGUCAUCGCGCACCCGGGACAUGAUUCCAAGAUCUGGAUUGUGAACUCACGUUUCAGGGUCUGGAAGCAAUCUGAAGGCAAAGAUUGUAGCAUCAUCAAUGAGAUGUUUGACCGGCUGCAUGUACACUCGCACGAAGUGACCUUUGCUUCUUCCGUCCGUUGCCUGAAGACGGACUUUUCGAUAGUCGGCAUGCGAGGAGUUUACGAGCAGCGGUCCUGUGCUGACCCCUCUCCAACCUGGGAACUCUCUCAACGGAGCGGGCAACUGGUACAAGUCCCCAAUCUUAAAGCGACAUGGCUCCUGGACGAGGAGACCGUGCUCACAUGUUGCCACUAUGCUGGGGAGGCCACCGAGAGUUGGGUGGACGAAAAGCGACUUGCAGAGCGAUUCGGUUCAGAAAAUUUGGAGCGGAUGGGUGGUCUGAGCGUGCUUCUCGAGUUCAUCGGCCUGAUCUGUGCCGAUGCCGGCGCCGGCUAUGCGGCCCAGCUUCCAUUCGGUCUGCCCGAGGCCGUCGUGUAUCUGCGGGAGGAGGCGGACGCCCCGCGUCCGCGCCGACCUCCGAUAGCAGAAGCCUCUGGCGGCUACGGUGCGUCAAAGGUCGUGCCAAAGGCGCCGAAGCCCCUGCCAGCCACAAGUGCUGUUGCCUUCAACACCUCCAAAAAACAGUUACAUCCGGUUAGCUGGGACAUAGCGGUUGCAUCCGUGUCAGCCAGGAUGUCGAAGACCGCUGAUGCCGUGGUCCUCGCAGCCCAAGAGCUGCAAGACGCGGGACCGGAUUUGCAUCGGGUCGUCCUUCCUCUUCUCCAAGGUGGUCUGAUGAAUGGCAAUUUUUUGGAUCCUAUGGUGCUCACGAAGGACUUCGAGGACUCGCUGUUUCGCUACGGCGCAUCGAACGAGCGCCUCGAGCAGCUGUUGCAGGAGGAGAAGGAGGUGCUGGAGAGCGUGUCACCGGAGGACGUGCAGGUACUGGCCGGGCUGCGGCCCAUGGUGCUCCAGGGCAUGAUGGUACUCUGUAGCUACCACCACCUAGAUCAAGACAGUUGGUACACCGCCGUAUCCGUCAUCGACUCCUACCUGGCCAAAGUGGGAGAACUUGACAUCAGCAAGCUGCCGCUGACCUGCGUCGCCGUGGUGAGGUUGGUAAAGAAGUUCUACGGCAACGUGGCCGACCAAUUCGGCACCACCUCUGCUCAAUGGCUCGAUGGAGCCCGGCAGCUGGCCAGAGCGAUGCAAGAUCAAGGCCACCAAAUGCAGAGCCUGGAGUUUACCGAUAUCAUGCUCAGCCAGCAUGAGAUUGACAUUCUCCAGGUCCUGCAGUGGCAGAUCGACGCCCCGCUCCUGCAGAAGUGGCUCUCCACGUACUGCCAGCGCUUCAACAUCUUGACCUAUCACAAGCACGAGACGGCCGUUUCCCGGGCCAAGGCCCUGGCCAUGUACUUCGCUGGCCUGCUCCUCUUCGUGGAG
Molecule: messenger RNA, 1587 nt
Organism: Symbiodinium necroappetens
Lineage: Eukaryota; Dinophyceae; Suessiales; Symbiodiniaceae
Source: the annotation of a GenBank genome assembly